Molecule: messenger RNA, 783 nt
Organism: Mycotypha africana
Lineage: Eukaryota; Fungi; Mucoromycota; Mucoromycetes; Mucorales; Mycotyphaceae
Exons: 5
Coding region: 1-783 (260 amino acids)
Source: RefSeq, a predicted model, not a curated record
AUGACAGAGUUCAAUAAAGAACGAGCCUUAAGGGCUGAAAAACAAGUGGAAAGUCUAGAACGAGAAUUAUUAUUAAUUCGAACUCGCGCAAAACUGAAUAUGAAGAUAAACAUAGAAAGUCGAAAUAUAUCACAGAUACGGCAGCUUGAAACGAAAAAAAGGCAAUUAGCUGGACAGUUAGAGCAAGUAGAAGAAAUUUUUGGACGAUAUAAGAAGCGUGCACAUAUGCUGUUAGAGAUGAAUGAGAAUGAACAAAAGAAGCCAGCUAAUUCAGAAAGAACAGAUGAGCUAGAAACACUUGUGCAGCUAAUGCAAUCAGAGAAGAGUUUAUUAACGAACGGCUUGCGUGAAAAGGAGGCAUCAUCAAUUAUGCAGCUGAAAAACAAUGAAGACUUCAAUAAGAGGCUACAAUCAAUGGUAGAGUCAAUGGAUAAAGUAUCACAAAAGUACGAUGCUCUAAAGGCUAAAUACGGCAAAUUGCUGGAAAAUAAUCUUGACGUUGCUGAUCAGAGAAAUGAAUCUAUUACUUGCAUUACUUAUCAAAUGUAUGGUACAGUAGAAGAAUUGGAUGGUGCAACGGUGAGGAAUGAGGAGUUGGAAACAGAAAAGUCUGAGCUUAAGAAACAGUUAGUCAACAGUAAGAUAAGUGAUAUUGAGAGACUAGCAGUGUCUUUUCCAGAGAAAUACAUAUUCAUGAAGGUUCCCAAUAACUUCAAUGAGGAACCGACGUUCCGUUGUCAGCUCUAUCAUCGUCGUGGCAGGGAAAAAAAGUAUACCCGCUGA